Lycium barbarum (goji berry) is the source of this 1167-nucleotide messenger RNA. RefSeq lists its product as uncharacterized. Lineage: Eukaryota; Viridiplantae; Streptophyta; Magnoliopsida; Solanales; Solanaceae. The transcript is spliced from 2 exons. The record is from RefSeq and is a predicted model, not a curated record. Gene Ontology annotation, molecular function: nucleic acid binding; RNA-DNA hybrid ribonuclease activity. The coding region runs from base 1 to 1167 and encodes 388 amino acids. Gene Ontology annotation, biological process: DNA integration.
AUGGCAAUACAUCUGGAUGCACAUGAGUUAAUAGUUUUUGGAGAUUCUGACUUACUCAUUCGGCAGGCUCAGGGUGAAUGGGAAACUCGAGACAUCAAGCUCAUUCCGUACAAACAAUAUUUGGAGGACCUUAGCAAAAGGUUUAAGUCAAUUGAGUUCAUAUAUAUUCCCAGAUUUCACAAUGAGUUGGCUGAUGCUUUGGCCACUUUAGCCUCAAUGCUUCCAUACCCAGGCAAUUCUUACAUUAAUCCGUUGGAGAUUCAGAUUAGGGAUCAACAUGGUUAUUGCAAUACAAUUGAAGUAGAGCCAAAUGCUUGGGGGAUAGAUGUUAUUGGGCCAAUCGAGCCAAAAGCUUCUAAUGGGCACAGAUUCAUUCUAGUUGCCAUUGACUACUUCACCAAAUGGGUAGAAGUUGUUACGUUCAAAUCAGUCACCAAGAAAGCAGUGGUAGACUUUGUUCACUCUAACAUCAUAUGUCGUUUUGGUAUACCAAAGACCAUUAUCACGGACAAUGCGGCCAAUCUUAAUAGCGAUCUCAUGAAGGAGGUAUGUGAGCAAUUUAAAAUUGUGCAUCACAACUCUAGCCCUUAUCGACCUAAAGCCAAUGGAGUUGUUGAAGCUGCAAACAAAAACAUCAAGAAGAUCCUCAGGAAGAUGGUACAAGGAUCCAGGAAAAGGCAAGAGAAAUUGCCUUUUGCUCUUUUAGGGUACCGCACGACUAUCCGCACGUUUGUUGGCGCAACUCCUUACUUAUUGGUUUAUGGAAUUGAGGCGGUCAUACCAGCAGAAGUAGAGAUCCCCUCUCUUCGAAUCAUUGUUGAAGCAGAGAUUGAUGACACGGAAUGGGUCAAGUCUAGACUAGAACAAUUAUCGUUAAUCGAUGAAAAGCGGUUGACGGCGGUUUGUUUUGGCCAGUUAUACCGGCAAAGGAUGGCUCGCAUUUACGACAAGAAGGUGAGUCCAAGACAUUUUGAGGUGGGCCAACUUGUUAUGAAACGCAUCCUUCCGCACCAAGAAGAAGCGAGGGGAAAAUUCGCCCCAAAUUGGCAGGGCCCUUAUGUUAUCAAACAAGUGUUGUCAAAGGGAGCUUUGCAGUUGUCCGAUAUAGAAGGAAAGGUGGCUGACAUAGCCAUUAACACAGACUCAGUCAAAAGAUAUUAUGUUUGA